Molecule: messenger RNA, 1979 nt
Organism: Penicillium brasilianum
Lineage: Eukaryota; Fungi; Ascomycota; Eurotiomycetes; Eurotiales; Aspergillaceae
Source: the annotation of a GenBank genome assembly
AAUCAUAUCCCCCCGAGUCGUGGUCGAGUCUCCACUCACAUCGAGGGGCUCCGACUGAACGACCACCCGACAACCCUGACCUCUUCAGCCGCGCUCACCCCAACCGGGUUUCUUCAACCAAGGUCGAACUAAGUACUCCGUGUUUCCCUGUUAAUCCACCAGGGGAAUCACUCUCGGCUGAUGUUAAUCCACGCAAGAAUAAUGACCCUUCCCUGAGGGAGACCAUCCGAGACAGACAUCCCGGUUUAGUCGCCACACCACUCAGAUCAAUCCGGGUGGCCUUACGCUUUCCAGACCCGGAGAGGCCCUUGUCCUGUGGUUAUUUGGAUUUCUAACUGCCUGGAAGCUCGCCUGCAUAAGGUCCAAAAGCUUAAAUCGCACAAAGCCCCCUCGAGUUCCUUGGCCAUGCCCUCGAAGAAUAUGGAUUCGGCCUGGAGACCGGCCCCCGACUCUCAAUCUCACGAAGGGGCUCGGUCUUCGACGGAAUUCUUAUGGGUGGACUGCCAAGAAGGAAAGUCGCAGAAUGCGGCGGUCGCUCGGACCACACAGGCUUUCUUGCAGACGAAAUAUCACAAAAUGCGGCGCAAAACGCAAUUACAACAAUUGAAAGCGUCCAUGAAAGCACUUCCCCCCUUGCAAUCUCCUCCAGUCACUACUUCCACCGAUGAGACUUUCUUGGAGAAAGACGACUAUCAGCUCGCAGUCAUUCAGAGCAAUAACCGCGUACAUCAAUGUCUUCAACCAAAGGUAGAAGAUAUUCUUCCUGCUGUAUCCGUACGCGUAAAACAGAGUGUGGAUUUCUACUUUGACUAUUUCCGGGCUCAAGGUUCACGUAGAUGGUACCCAAGGUGUCAAAGUGAAAUGCUGAACUGUAUACUUCGCCAAUCCUUCGACCGCCCUUCACUGAUGGAAGUCAUCGUGUCAAUGAGCGCUUAUGACUAUGCGAUGAAUUUCAAAGCACAAGCACCAGGCGCAUCGAGUCAAGUCGUAAAAAGAUCUCUACAAGACGCCUAUUAUAUACGGUCUCACGUUAUUCGGUCCAUCCAAGCGUCAGUGGAUAAGCCAACGGAGAUAAUCUCCGAAGCCGCAGUGCUGAUCAUUGGGCACCUGUUUGUUACAGAGGCACUGGAGGGGAACUGGGACGCAGUUGAGGCCCAUGGUGACGGUCUUCGAAUGAUCGUUGAGGCUUUAGGUGGUGUGGAAAGAAUAGGCGAGUGGCCUCUAGCGAAUAUCUAUUCCUGUGAUCCUAUACGAGGUCUUCUUAGGGAUUGCCCACCAAUCUUUGAUAUACCGAAAGCUUUCGAGACACAGGUUCUUGGAGCACUUACCGAGAGAGCAAGACCUAUUCGGAAAAGGUAUCCCCGACUUGGUACUUGCUUUUUCAAGUCUCCUAUUCACUCUCGCCUCAAAAUGAUGAUUGGAUCUCUACAAGAUGUCAUCUGUAUAUACGAGGAGACCCUUCGCUUGAACACAUAUUUGGCCUUGCCCGACCACAACGCUGCCCUGCUUCUAAGUAAUCGAAUUCAUUCAAUGCCGUUCGAUUAUGAUCUUUCUCCUUUCAAUGAGGCAAUCCGACAGACAAUCAUGCUUUAUAUUCUUACACGGAUAUGGGAAUUCCAAGCAAGUGUCGAAGGCCUUGUUCGAAAUCUACGCGAGCGCUUGGAGGAGAUUCUAGGAUAUCUAGAGAAGUCAGCCCCCGACCUUUUAUUCUGGAUUCUCUUCAAUGGUGCCUUUGCCUCUGCCAAAUUCGGAUGUCAUGCAUGGUUUGUCUCACGACUUCAAAGCCUCGCGAGAGAGUUAUCUCUUAGUGAGUGGGAAGACGUGGCUUCAUUGCUAGAAGGGUUCUUGUUCGUCCGUCGGGUCACGAAUGAGUCUGCGAAGGAAUUUUGGAAGGAGGUGAUGGUGGAGGUAGAUACUGAUUCCGUGGAAGGAGAUAAAAUAAUUAUACCGCAAUAAAUGCUCGCAUCCUCACCCUUGCA